Molecule: messenger RNA, 2314 nt
Organism: Heterobasidion irregulare TC 32-1
Lineage: Eukaryota; Fungi; Basidiomycota; Agaricomycetes; Russulales; Bondarzewiaceae
Product: Serine/threonine kinase domain-containing protein
Exons: 11
Coding region: 6-1667 (553 amino acids)
Biological process (GO): protein phosphorylation
Molecular function (GO): ATP binding; protein serine/threonine kinase activity
Source: RefSeq, a predicted model, not a curated record
CCACAAUGUCCUGGAAGCUCGGUUCUUCAAAGAAAAACAAGGAGCCCAAGCCCGAGCUCGGCGUCUCCUCUCGCUCCGUCACCCCCAUCCCCCCGCCGUCCCGCUCGACCACACCCAUGCCGCCCCCAGCCAUCGACGCCCAGUCCACAUUCCGCUCCGGCCUCCUCACCAUCCGCAUCUUCUCAGGCCGCGGCCUCGCCCUCGCGCCCGGCGUCCACAUCCCCGAGAUCAUACAGAAGGCCCUCGACGGCGCCCCCGCCCCGCGCACCUCCACCGGCAGCCACCGCGAGAGCAUGCAGCGCCGCCGCUACUGGUGGCUCCCCUACGUCGUCCUCGAGUUUGACAAGAACGAGAUCCUCAUCGAUGCCCUCGGCGGCGAUCUCACCAAUCCGAUAUGGAACUACCGCGCGAACUUCGAUGUCUCGCGCACGUCCACGAUCUCCGUCUCGGCCUACCUGCGCACGGCGCAGUGCGUCCAGGGACAGGACGACAUGGGCAAUGACCUCCUCAUGGCGCGCGUCGACCUGACGCCCGUCCUCGACGCCCAACACGUCUCCGACCAAUGGUACACCUCCACGACCAACUCCGGCUCCUUCCACCUCACGAUCGCCUUCAAGCCCUCGCGCAACGAGCCGCUCACGAUCGAGGCCUUCGACCUGCUCAAGGUCAUCGGCAAGGGCUCCUUCGGCAAGGUCAUGCAGGUCCGCAAGAAGGACACCCAGCGCGUGUACGCCCUCAAGACGAUCCGCAAGGCGAACAUCGCCUCGCGCCCGGGCGAGAUCACGCACAUCCUCGCGGAGCGCACCGUGCUCGCGCUCGUGAACAACCCGUUCAUCGUCCCCCUCAAGUUCUCGUUCCAGAACCCGGACAAGCUCUACCUCGUCAUGUCCUUCGUGAACGGCGGAGAGCUGUUCUAUCACCUCCAGCGCGAGGGCAAGUUCGACGAGUACAGGAGCAGGUUCUACGCCGCCGAGCUCCUCUGCGCGCUCGAGCACCUGCACAUGUUCAACGUCGUCUACCGCGAUUUGAAACCGGAGAAUAUUUUGCUCGAUUAUACGGGCCACAUCGCGCUGUGCGAUUUUGGGCUCUGCAAGCUCAACAUGUCGGAGACGGAGAAGACGAACACGUUUUGCGGGACGCCGGAGUACAUUGCGCCGGAGCUGCUUGAGUCGCAGGGAUACACGAAGACGGUGGACUGGUGGACGCUCGGCGUGCUUCUAUACGAAAUGAUGACCGGCCUCCCCCCGUUCUACGACGAGAACGUGAACGUGAUGUACCAGCGCAUCCUGCAGGACCCGCUCCUCUUCCCGCCCGACAUGCCGCCCGAGGCGCAGAGCGUGAUCGCCGCGCUCCUCCAGCGCGACCCCGCGAAGCGCCUCGGCGCGAACGGUGGCGAGGAGAUCAAGCGCCACCCAUUCUUCGCGCGGCACGUGGAUUGGCACCGGCUGCUGCAGAAGAAGAUCCAGCCGCCUUUCAAGCCCAGCGUGGAAUCCGUGCUCGACGUCGCGAACUUCGACCAGGAGUUCACGAGCGAGGCCGCGCAGGACUCGGUCGUGCAGGACUCGCGCCUGUCGGAGACUGUGCAGGACCAGUUCCGCGGGUUCACGUAUAACCCCGCGGACGAGCACCUGAGCGAGAGCGUCACGUAUAACAGCGCGAUGGCGUGAGCGCGCCGACCGCAUGGAGUGGUCCGUCCGUCUGUUGUGGUCUGGACGCUGUUCGUUUUUUUUGUGCUUUGUUCGUGGUUCGCCUCGGCCCGGCCCGUACGCGCGCUCUCGCGCCCGCUUCUGUUUGUUUGUUUGUUCGUAUAUCCGUCCGCCGUCGUGGAUAGGCAUACUUUUCUUGGUUCUCUGCUAUUUAUUGUUCGCUCGCUCGUGCCCGUCCGUCUGCGUCGUCUGUCCGUCUGUCCGUCCUCGCUCCUCCCGAUCCCGUGCCUUACUUAUUCUCGCUUCUCGCUUCUCUUCUCGCUUCUUGUACACACGUCGUCCGUCCUCGUCCUCGCCCUCAUUCUCGUCUUCGCUUUCAUCUCCUUUCCCUCUCUUUCUCUCUUUCUCGCCUAUACAUCGUCGCACGCACGUACAUACAUACGCACGCGGACUUGUUUUUUUCGCACACACCCUGGGCGCCCCACAGGCGGGCGAAGCGCGAGAUGCAUCUGGUCGAGCCACGUUAACUGCUACAGUACGUUACGUCGGAUGCCGCCUCUUCCGCAUCCCCGUCCAUCGAGUCCGUUUCGCCCGCGCGAGGCGCAUGUACAUACACACGUACGCGGUUUUCGCUCUUGCGCGCGCGCACUGCGCAUGCGUGGCAUGUC